Messenger RNA from Magallana angulata, 5109 nucleotides. RefSeq lists its product as uncharacterized. Lineage: Eukaryota; Metazoa; Mollusca; Bivalvia; Ostreida; Ostreidae. The record is from RefSeq and is a predicted model, not a curated record. Gene Ontology annotation, biological process: axon guidance.
AUGUAUGAGCUACAGUAUCAGGCCCUCCAUGAUAUCUGGACACGUCGAGAAAUAAUUAAGAAACGUGAGGUAGAAAUAUACUUUUUAAAUGGAUGGAAACUACACAAAGGACCGUGUUACAAUUGUACAGAGAGCGAUGAGGGUCAAGACGUCACAGCUCGGAGAAAAAAAUACAUACAGGAUUACAGUAGCCCCGAGGCAUUUGGUUCAUAUGGUUUCGAACCUGAAGUUUUAACUGCGAACGUCAAACCGACAAAUAUCACAAUGGAAGUAAACAAUAACGUGAGGGAUGUGGUGUUGAUGGUCAACAGUCACGAGUACUGGGAAAUGGAGAGCUCGAAGAUAACACUGGACGUAAAUCUAGCAACAACGGACUCUAACAAAUUUGACAUAACCGUUAAUAGUACACCUGAUGACACGAUGACAAAGAUACCUUCAUUAAACACAUCAUUUUUGCAAGUUAAGGUUGAUACAAAUAAUCGUACAGAUACAGAGAAACCAAACAACAGUCCAGUGGUUCUUGUAAAGCCCUUCUACAGUUUAGAACAUGAAAAGGACUACCAUCUUUACAUCCCAGUAAUCGACAAUGAUUGCGACCAAACUCGAUGUUUCAUUUCGUCAUACAUUGAAGCAGGUGGCUUAUUCCUCUUUGUAAAAGACUUAACAGAUGCUAAUUUUUUAUCUAUGGAUGAAAAGGAUUGCAUAUUAACCAUCAAAGUAAGAAGUCUAAAAUUUCAAAUUGGAGACACUUUUGGAAUACCUGUCACCGUUAAAGAUUACGUAACGAAUGACGUCAUCGCCGGACCUUCAACUAAAUAUGCAUACAAAAGUUUAAUGGGGCGUGUGACUGUUUUGAUGUUUUUCAAAGUGACAGACGCAACUCAUCCUCCACAAUUUGUCGCACCGACUCCGCCCAACAACCAGGAGUAUACUAUCUAUGUCGGUGGAGAUUUUCAUGUCAAUGUUUACGCAAGGCCUACUCCAAUGGACAGACACAUAACAAAGUUCAACUUCCUGAGAAGAGAUGGUAAACCUGUGAACCAGACAAGGCACAUAGCUUCCUUUGAUCAGAAGGUGGCCUAUAUCUCCAUGAGCUGGUCUCCAAACAAUGAUGAUCUAGGACAUCACAUAGUUUGCGCUAAUGCUGAGGACAGUGCAGGGAUAAGUACAGUUGAACUUCACUGCUUUAGAAUUGAAGUGAAAGUAAAUGUUCUAAGACCAAAUCCAGCAAACCAGGGGAAGCCAUACUAUGCCUCGUUUCCAGAGCCGAAGGACAUAGUUUGCCAAGCCAAAACGUAUUGUAGAUUUCCAGUGUAUGCAGCAACCCCCAACCCAGGGAAAAGUGUUACAACUAUUGUAAGUACAUCAGAGAGUAAAGAAAAUGUAACAAUUGAAUACAGCCAUGCCAUUAUCAAUGGAUCUCUACCUACGACGGUAGCACAGGUGGAAUUCAUUGCUAGUAAAACUGGCCUUCGACAAAUAUGUUUAAACGCCUCGGAUGACUUGGCAUGGACGGUGCGAUGUCUUUUUGUGACAGUUGAAAAACCGGAUCCAUGUGCUUCACAACCAUGUCAACAUGCGGGAUUAUGCUCGCCAUAUACUGAUAAUUCUGGGUUCCAGUGUCACUGCAUUGGAGUCUUUGAAGGUCCGGUCUGUGAAAAAGUCAUUAACCAAUGCAAUAGGAAGAACCCUUGUUUAAAUACUACAUGUAAAGAAUUUGAAUCAGAUCCAUAUUACAUGUGUGGGGAUUGUCCGCACGGCAAACACGGUUUCAAUUGUGAUAUUGAUACAGAUAUUUGUCAUCCUAGUCCUUGUAAUGACAAUGAAAUCUGCCAUCAGAUCGGGGAUCAUUAUGAAUGUCUACAAGGAAUUUCUAGCGAGGUUUGUCAUUCAGGAUGUUUCAAAAAUGAAAGUACUGUGUGUGUACAGCAUAAAUGCAUCUGUGCACUUGGACUGCAAGACGAUGCCGUCUGUAAAACUGAAAGUCGUUCGCCUUUAAGUGGCCAAGAUGUCCCGCAUUUCGUUAAACCAACACCAGGAAUAGGAUCUGUUAUUGCAUGCGACUUUACUAAAACCAAGUGUCAAUUUCCAGUUUACGUCUCUUCUAGCUCUAUGCCAAGUUUGUCAUCAUACAUUGACACCGCCAUUAGUUUUCGACGCCAGAUAAAUUUUUCAGCGCCUCUAAUAGAUCCUUCUUCUGGUGUUUAUCAGAUAAACGUGUUUAUUGAAAAGCAGCAUGAAUCUAUACCCAUAUCUAAUGAGUUUGACGUGUGUUUGAAUGUAGCCAAAUUAUCAACACAUCUAUCCAUAACGGACACAAGAUGUAUUCUAAUUGUUGAAAAAGCCAUACCAGGAAUAAACAGUGGAGAAAAACAGAUGUCAAAGUUGUACCCGGUCUGCUCAUUUUCUUCUCAAACACCUCCGCGAGGGACAGUGAUUGGCUGUGAAAAGGGACAACCUUGCCAUUUUUAUAUGUAUGCAGAAACAAAAUCAAACUGUCCAAAUUUGACAACGCAUGAUAGACUGACUGGUGUAUUCGCCCCUCUACUGAAGUCUGGGAUAUGUCGGUACGAGAUAGUUUACACCAACACAUCUACGGUUGGACGCAAUGCAUUGUGUUUCAAGCUUUGUUCCAAAGGUGAAACACGUUGUUACCAAAUGCACACCCAUGACAAUGCUGAUAAAUGCUUAUCAAGUCCUUGUAUGAAUAACGGUUACUGCCAGAUUGGUCCUACGGGAAGCGUAAAAUGUCAUUGUCAAAAAGGAUACUGGGGCCGAUAUUGUGAGAAAGAUCAAAACCAAAACCAAACCGAUGAAAAGGGACAUUUUACAAGCCGACACAUAGAACUACUUAAAUGCUACAUCGAUGGACCAUGCUUCAUACCUUUUAGUCUUGUCAAAAAUACACUAUUGACACCUAUAGUAAAAGUCGGAAAUUCUGACAAAACGCUUGAGACCCAGUCGAUAGUUUUAGAUCCGGCCAUAAACCACGAAGAAAUAGUUCGUGGAACUCUUACUGUCGUUGGUCAUGAACUAGGAAUUCAGAGGAUGUGUUUGAAUUCUGUUUCCUCCUCAAGUAACGCGAAAAUAGAAGACGAAAUCUGCUUCCAUAUCAAUGUUACUGAAGGAAAGUAUACGGCCCCUCAAAGGCUAUACCCAUAUUUCGUACCACCUACUUUUUUGGACUCCACUGCUAUACAAUGUUUGGUCAAUGAACAUUGUUACCUGAAUUUAUGGGCAAAAAACAAAUUGGGAGAAAAUAAAUGUCCUAUUUUAAAGGCAGACAAAACUAUAGAUGAUGGUGUGUAUGUCUUUCCGUUAAAAGACAACGUUUCCCAGUCUUGUCAGUUUGAUGUGUCGAUAUUAAAAAACAACACAACUGAUUUUGAUUUAUGUUUCGUACUCUUUGCUGACACAUCUCAAGUAUAUAUUGAUCACAACUACCAAGACAAGCGCUGCUAUACCAUUCAUUUGCGACAAAAUGUAUCUGGUCAAAGUUCUUGUAUUGGAAUAGCAUGUCACAAUAACGGAUCCUGUGACGGAAGUUCCUCUGUUCCCCGAUGUUUUUGUCGGUCGGGAUUUUCCAGCAAUAAUUGUACGAAAGAUUCUGGGUUAGCACAAGCAAUUAAUAAUAAUACGGCUUUACAGCCGGGACCUCUGUUUGGAGACUUUGUUUUGCCAGAACUCAUUAGAUGCCAAGUUUUAGAAGACUGUGUGAUACCGUAUUCAGUUACAAAUUCAAACAGUUCGUGUGGGUAUCAUCUAUUUUGGACGGGAGCAAACUUUAGCAGUGUAUCUUUGGCCAAUUCUAGGAGACCAAGAUCAUUGGACUGCAGUGGGACAGCGACUAUUGUUCACAAUGUGACGGGGACGGACGAAUUCUGUUUAUCUUUGACUUCUGAUGACGGCCUCGUCUUGCAUGACAAAGUCUGCUGUAAUGUUUUGUCAGAACCAGAAACAUCCGAAGUUAACCCGUACAUUUAUCAGUCACACUUUAUCUCCCCCUCUCCAACCAAUGGAUCUGAGUUCAGCUGCACACCUGGACAGCCAUGUCAUGUGAUCCUAUCAACGAGUAGUCAAUAUAACCAAAACUGUCCUAAAGUAAGAGACAUGUCUUCAUCACCAGUACAUAUUUUUGACCUGCUCUCUGACACUGUGUGCCAGCAUGACAUUUUAAUUUUGUCAGAGAAAAAUACCACGGGAAAAAAUCAAUAUUGCUUUCAGACAGCAGUUUUAAGUAUUCCUGGGGAUACAAGGUGCAUCACAGUAAACUUUAAGCCUCACGAUUUACCAUCAACCACAGCCACAACAACACCUACUGUAAUAACCAAACCACCAUCUACAACAUCUACUGUGAAAAACACACCGCAAUCCAAAAGUACUCCUGCAAAAAACAAACCACCAAUCACAACAAUUGAUGGAAAAAGAAUAUCAACUCUUACGACCACCGAAGCAAAAGAAAUACCACCUAUUACGACCACUGAAGCAAAAGCAAUACUACCUAUUACGGCCACUGAAGCAAAAGGAAUACCACCUAUUACGACCACUGAAGCAAAAGGAAUACCACCUAUUACGACCAAUGACUCAAUUACCUUACUAACAUUUUCAACAAAUCCUUACAACACACUGAAACAUGGAUUGCCACAAACAACUCACACAUUUAUAGCAGGCUCAAACAGGACAAAAAAUACCGACAUAGGGACAAGUGAAACAAGUCACUGCGAUGUUACUAAAGUCAAGAAAAAGGCGACAAAAGGACGAGUAGAAUGCUACUGCAUUCAUCCAGACAGCGGAGUCGUUACCAAAGUUAUAGCUCUAAACCCACGUGUUUCCAUGGAGAAACUGUUGAUAGCGGCAGGGCUGGGAGCAGGAGCGAUGAUUUCAACCCUCGGGGUGGUGGCUUUCCUGUUUACUCUCACAAAGAGGUGUCGAAGUUCUCACAAAUCAAAACUGGAAGGAAAACAAAACAAGUAUUCCUAGCCUAACAGGAAAGAAAGAUUGAACAAAAGGACAUAUUUCUUUAUUAUUGGAUUAAAUGAAAAUUUCAAUUUCAUAAAGAGUGGUUAAAACUGAACGCUGUGUGUUAUUUCCAUUUUCAAAAUGUAAUGU